AUGUCUCUCAGUCUCAUGUUACUCUAUAAAUAUAAUGCUUCACCAAUGGAAGAAAUGUCUCUCAGUCUCAUGUUAUUUUAUGAAUAUAAUGCUUCACCAAUGGAAGAAAUGUCUCUCAGUCUCAUGUUACUCUAUAAAUAUAAUGCUUCACCAAUGGAAGAAAUGUCUCUCAGUCUCAUGUUAUUCUAUGAAUAUAAUGCUUCACAAAGGAAGACACUGUCUCUCAGCCUCAUGUUAUUCUAUGAAUAUAAUGCUUCACCAAUGGAAGAAAUGUCUCUCAUUCUCAUGUUAUUUUAUGAAUAUAAUGCUUCACCAAUGGAAGAAAUGUCUCUCAUUCUCAUGUUACGCUAUAAAUAUAAUGCUUCACCAAUGGAAGAAAUGUCUCUCAGUCUCAUGUUAUUCUAUGAAUAUAAUGCUUUGCAAUAG
Molecule: messenger RNA, 426 nt
Organism: Pelobates cultripes (western spadefoot toad)
Lineage: Eukaryota; Metazoa; Chordata; Amphibia; Anura; Pelobatidae
Source: the annotation of a GenBank genome assembly